AUGAAACUCUCCUUCCCCAAGCCCUCCUCAAAAGAUACCCCAGCCUUCUGCGAUGAAGAUCUGUUCUUCACAGAUGAAGACCGAAAAUUCAUCUCAGAAUUCGACCCAUCUAAGCCUCAGCCUAUACAUGUCAUUCCUCCCAAGGAGUAUGAAGGGCAACCCUUGAAGUUAUUACCUGGUUUGAAUAACUCAUAUGCUUGGAAUCUCCAGCAAUCAAUGAAAACCGAUGCGUCCGUGAAAACCGAUGCGUCCGUGGAUGGAGCGAGCAAAACGCACGGAUCUCGUCGUGAUGAAUGGCCACCGUCGGUGGAUAAUAUUUCUGUGGAUAGGUUGAACUUGCAAGAGGAUCCAGGGUUCGAGCAGUUUGCAGAGGUGCCGGUGGAGGGUUUCGGUGCCGCUUAUCUUGCUAGAUAUGGCUGGUAUGAAGGGGGAGGGAUUGGCAAGAACGCGAAAGAAGAAGUCAAAGUGAAGAAGAUCCGUAGACAUAUUGGUAGGCAAGGAGUUGGCUUCGCAUCACAAGAGAAUAGAAGGGAAAGAGAGAAAUACGAAGAAGAAAGAGAAAGAUAAAGGUGGGUUUAUCUUGGGUAAGGAUGAGAUGGUGAUUGCAGGUAGCGAUGUGGAAGGAUUUUGGAAAAUUGAUUGCUGAUAACAAAUUAUCUAUAUGUUAUGCUAUAUAUCUCGGUACACUAUUGAUGCCAAUUUUCUUUGUUUUCGUUGAGUUUUAUUUGAUA
Molecule: messenger RNA, 731 nt
Organism: Tripterygium wilfordii
Lineage: Eukaryota; Viridiplantae; Streptophyta; Magnoliopsida; Celastrales; Celastraceae
Product: protein MOS2-like
Exons: 1
Coding region: 1-567 (188 amino acids)
Biological process (GO): mRNA splicing, via spliceosome
Cellular component (GO): spliceosomal complex
Molecular function (GO): nucleic acid binding
Source: RefSeq, a predicted model, not a curated record